UUUUAAGUGUGUUAAAUUAACAUCUCAGAUAAGGGGAGUGGGAGAGUAAAACGGUGUCUACUCUCUAACAACCGAUCAGCUGUUUUUGACUUUUUGUUAUUGUUCGCACUCACGUCAGUUCGUUCAACAGAUCGUCGCUGAGACAUACAGUUUUUUUUAAAUUGUUCUCCGAGAGCACUUCUCAAUGAAAGCGGUGAUACAGCGAGUAUUGAGUGCUAAAGUGACUGUUGAUGGAACUGAAGUUAGUUCAAUAGGGAAAGGUGUGCUGGCAUUUGUUGGAAUAUCUGUAAAUGACACAGAGAAGGAUGCAGAGUACAUAGCAAGAAAAAUUUUAAAUUUACGUAUCUUUGAGGAUGCAAACCAAAAGAGAUGGGCUAAAAGCACGUCCGAUCUCAACCUUGAAAUAUUGUGCGUAAGUCAGUUUACACUGUACCACAAGUUAAAAGGCAAUAAGCCAGAUUUUCACUAUGCUAUGGGCCCCAAAGAGUCAAAAAUUCUAUAUGAAAAAGUGCUAACGCUUCUAAAAACGAUGUAUGAUCCUUUGUUAAUUAAAGAUGGUGUUUUUGGAGCUCAUAUGUGUGUACAAUUAGAAAACGACGGUCCAGUAACUAUUGAAAUCGAAUCAAACACCGUUCGUGAGAACUUAAAGGACAGUAAUGAAGUACCAUAAAAUUGCAACGUUAAAAAAUACUGACUCAAUUUGGUAUCUCGUAUCCAUCAUUCAAUACAUGAUUUCCAAGAG
This is a messenger RNA of Daphnia pulicaria, 742 nucleotides long. RefSeq names its product D-aminoacyl-tRNA deacylase-like (gene Dtd). Gene Ontology annotation, cellular component: cytoplasm. The coding region runs from base 185 to 670 and encodes 161 amino acids. The record is from RefSeq and is a predicted model, not a curated record. Gene Ontology annotation, biological process: tRNA metabolic process. Gene Ontology annotation, molecular function: D-tyrosyl-tRNA(Tyr) deacylase activity. Lineage: Eukaryota; Metazoa; Arthropoda; Branchiopoda; Diplostraca; Daphniidae. The transcript is spliced from 4 exons.